Molecule: messenger RNA, 2891 nt
Organism: Exaiptasia diaphana
Lineage: Eukaryota; Metazoa; Cnidaria; Anthozoa; Actiniaria; Aiptasiidae
Exons: 19
Coding region: 40-2313 (757 amino acids)
Biological process (GO): proteolysis
Cellular component (GO): membrane
Molecular function (GO): zinc ion binding; metalloendopeptidase activity
Source: RefSeq, a predicted model, not a curated record
UAGGACUGAGCACUGCUUUAUGUUUGUUCUCGAAGCAACAUGAUUUGCCGAUUAUUUAUGAUGAUAUUACCACUGAUUGUUUACUGUARACUGUCUACUUUUGCUAACCCAAUCAAAAGAACUAUAAAAGGAAAUAUGGCUCAAGACAUCGAGGAAAUUGCAAACAAAGAGUACGACACAGUUCAUGGUAGAAUCCUAGCUGUCAACAUGGCUACUUUGGGGAAAAGAAGGCUGCAAGGAAGACCAGAAAAUCCAUUUGAAAGAAUCGAAAACGUUAAUGACCAUGAUGAUCUUAACCUAUAUCAAGGUGAUAUCAAACUGGAUGAAGACUUAGAAGAACUCCUUCACAUGCCAAAUAGGACCAUUACAAAGCGAAAUGCUCUGCGUUCAAGAAGUGGGCUAUGGACAUCCAGAAUAAUUCCCUAUGUUAUCCCAGGAUUUAUGGCUCAUAUAAGAAGAAACUUUUUGAGUGCAAUAAAACAGUUCCACAAGCACACGUGCCUUCGUUUUGUUAGAUAUCAACCAGGUCUACAUAAAAACUACAUCACGUUUAACAAUAAAGAUGGGUGCUCUUCAAGGAUUGGAAAAAAAUACUUUGCUCCUGGUCGCCAAACUAUAUCGCUUGGUCGGGGAUGUAAUUUUGCUGGUACUAUAAUCCACGAGUUACUACACGCAGUUGGGUUUUUUCAUGAACAGGCUAGAGAAGACCGAGAUAAAUAUGUUAAGAUAUAUUGGGAAAACAUACUUAAAGGAUUCUCCGAUCAAUUUGAAAAAUACAAAUGGAUGGACAUCGACACUUUAGGCAAAUCCUAUGACUACGAGUCCAUAAUGCAUUAUGAUCGAAAGGCAUUUUCCAGAAAUGGCAAGCCAACUAUUGUGGCCAUUGGUGAUGAAAAACGCAAAUUUGGAACCAAGAAAAGGUCUUUCAGUCCUAAGGAUAUCAUUGAGAUAAAUGAACUGUAUGAAUGUAAAAAAACAGAAAAACAAUAUGGGUGGUCUACCUGGUCUGAGUAUACACCAUGUAACAAAAAAUGCUACAGAACUCGAGAGCGUUUCUGCUACCAUCCAAACGACCCAAAGUACUGUAAAGGAAAAGUCAAUAUGUAUGGCAUUGAGAAGGAUCGUGUGAAAUGCACUGAAAGAGARUGCCUCGCACGCAAUUCAAUCAAUGGUCAUUGGGGGCAUUGGAGCAAGUGGUCAGACUGCAGCGCUAAAUGUAACGAUGGCGUACGAUCACGUAAAAGGUAUUGUAAUGACCCAGCUCCUUCUAAAUAUGGUAUGCCAUGUCCUGGCAAAUCGAAAGAAACAGACUUGUGCACUGCCCGCCGGUGUCAUCCUGGUCCUGAUGACACGGAUUUCGAUAACCCUAAGAGCCCCUUUGGUAUUUGGAGAAAUAAACCUGGUGCACAACUAAAGUGGAUACGUCACAGGCUAUACUCACAGACAAUGAACACUGGUCCAAUGUAUGAUCAUACUUUUGGCAAUCCCUCAGGUUAYUAUCUGUACAUGGAAUCAUCAGGACCAGGAACCGCAAACAAACAAGCAAAGCUUAUCAGCAAAACAUUAACAUAUCUACCAGGCGGCCAGUGUCUGAAGUUCUAUUAUUCAAUGUAUGGUAGAACUAUAGGAUCUCUUGAAGUUAGGCUGAACAAACGUGGUAAAAAGUACAAAACACUGUUUUACAAGAGAGGCGACCAGGGUCAAGCUUGGSAGUUGGCCGCCGCAGAUUUGGAUGUUCCGGGAAAAUAUGUGAUUGAAUUCAUUGCAACAGUUGGUCAGCGUGGCUACUCGGACAUUGCUAUUGACGACGUAUAUAUUGACGAGGGGAGAUGCUCUUGCCAAGACAAGUACCCUACUUGCGUCAAAUGGUCAAUAGAAGGGGAAUGUCAAAAGAACAAGAAGUGGAUGGCAAAAAACUGCAAAAGAAGCUGCAAGAUCUGCCCUGCGUUGAUAAACUGUGCAGACUGGAAAAGAGGACAAUGUGUGAUAUGGGCCGAGAAAGGAGAAUGUAAUAAAAACAAAGUCUUUAUGCAUAAGAAAUGUCCACUUAGCUGCGGAAUUUGCUCAGUUCCUGAGUGCAAAGACUCAAACGAGGUUCAAUGUUCGAUAUGGGCAAAGAAAGGGGAAUGCAGUAAAAACAAGGACUACAUGCAUAAACACUGUCCUAAGAGCUGCAGWAUAUGCAAAGUUCCUCAGUGCUCUGAUUCAAAUUCAUGGAAGAAAAAAUGCCCACAGUGGGCCAAGGAUGGAGAGUGUAGGAAAAACAAGGUUUGGAUGUAUAAACAUUGCCCCAAAAGCUGCAACAUAUGUUAAGUCACUACAAGAGGCAAACCCUGUCAUCCCUGUUCUAGACUAGUCCAUACAUACGGACAGAUGUAAUAAUAGGCCCUCUGCAGCUGAGGGUCACGUGACCACACCAACCUUAAAUCAAUCAGCAAUGACAAAAUGAUGUUCAGAAAUGGAAGAGGGGAUCAAAAUAAGUAAGAAGUAAUAGAUCAAAAACGAGUGCGAGUGUUUCAUCAGGGGAUCCAAACACCGAGAAACAGAUGAAAGCACGCGGCCGAAGGCCAAGUGCUUUUAGCGUUUCGAGAUGUUUGGAUUCCCCUGAUGAAACACGAAGCACGAGUUUUUGAUCUGAUUUCUCAAACAAAUUGAUAAUGAAUGACUUCAGCUGGCAAAUUCCUUAAAGACCGUAAUUGGAUUUAUUCAUCAGUCCUAUUUUGGGUAUGAAUAGAAUGAAAGUGGCAUCAUCAAUCGCUAUUAUAUAUAUAAACCCCAAAGGAGAGAGAUUUGUAAUAAAUUUGUAGUAGUUCUGUUUAUUCAGUUCAAUUUCAUAAGUUGUAAUGGCGGAGGCAACCUCCGCGUGUAGCUUUCGAGAUCCAACAACUCGA